This is a messenger RNA of Fraxinus pennsylvanica, 378 nucleotides long. The record is from the annotation of a GenBank genome assembly. Lineage: Eukaryota; Viridiplantae; Streptophyta; Magnoliopsida; Lamiales; Oleaceae.
AUGGCUCAUGAGCCAGUCUAUGCUAAACCUCCGGCUUCAAACGGUAUAGCGCAACCACCUACGGCAGCACGUAAACUCGGAAAACACCGCCACACAAUCUUGAAGUCUGUUGCUGCACCAAGUUUGAGCCCAUCUGAGCUACCAAAAACAAAAGAAAACAUGCCGUUUUCAAGAGAAGUUAGUUCCUCCGGCCAAGAGAAUGGAACUUCACAAGUGGAGGAGAUCAAAAUCAGCCACCGCCACCACUCAUUUGACAAGUCAGUUGCCGGCGGCGGAGUGAUUCUUGGGGGUUUAGCCACUGCAUUUUUGGUGGCGGUUUUCUGUUACAUCCGGGUUACUGGUAGAAAAAAUGCCGACCCCGGUUCUCCUAUUAAUUGA